AGGCUCUCCUUUUCCACGGUCCACGAAGGGGACCCCCUCGAGGGGCAAGUAUCACCGUCCAGGGGACGGUGAUCAAGGUGCAGGCCCAGAUGAAGUACCUGGGCCUGAUCCUGGACGGACGAUGGAGCUUCAGGCAGCAUUUCGCUCAACUCGGGCCGAAGCUCAUCAACGCCGCUGCCGCCCUGGGACGCCUCCUACCAAAUGUGGGAGGGCCGGGAUCGCUAUGUCGGCGACUAUAUGCCGGUGUAGUGAGGUCAAUGGCGCUGUACGGUGCCCCGAUUUGGAUAGACGCCCUCACCGCUGGCAAUCGGGCCCUCUUGCGGAAACCGCAGAGGGUCAUAGCAGUGAGAGGUAUAAGAGGGUACCGUACGGUGUCAUGGACUGCGGCGACACUUCUCGCGGGUGAUCCACCUUGGGAACUCCAAGCAGAGGUGCUCGCAGAGUUAAAAUUCCCGCGCUUCCCCGUGCCAGGCAGUACCAGCUCGCCUCACCGCGCCACUAGACGGAAGUGA
Messenger RNA from Vanessa atalanta (red admiral), 512 nucleotides. RefSeq lists its product as uncharacterized. The record is from RefSeq and is a predicted model, not a curated record. Lineage: Eukaryota; Metazoa; Arthropoda; Insecta; Lepidoptera; Nymphalidae. Bases 90 to 512 code for a protein of 140 amino acids. The transcript has 2 exons.